This is a messenger RNA of Mustela erminea (ermine), 2331 nucleotides long. It is a transcript of the gene CCDC106, whose product is annotated as coiled-coil domain containing 106. The transcript has 6 exons. The coding region runs from base 762 to 1607 and encodes 281 amino acids. The record is from RefSeq and is a predicted model, not a curated record. Gene Ontology annotation, cellular component: nucleoplasm. NCBI's taxonomy places the organism in Eukaryota, Metazoa, Chordata, Mammalia, Carnivora, Mustelidae.
GGGGGUGGACCGGGGAGGGUAGGGAGGAGGAGCGGCCAAGACUGGGUCUAAAUGCUCCCAAGCAGCUCAUUAUCGCUGCCACAGGGGUGGCGCUGGGGGUGUUCCAGGCCCCUGUUUUCAGGGAGGGUAACUGUAACCCCCUACUCUCCCAUGGUCCUAGGAACCGUGCGUGAGGUCCGGUUGUGCUGGCAAUGCACGGACGGCGGGAGAUGAAAGGGCGGGUUACGGGGGUCCGUGGGGCCAGUUCCCAGGGUACCGCUGAAAAGGAUUCUCUCUGUGCUUCAACUUUCCUGGUUGUCUCCUUCCCUCUCCCGGGCCCGACUCAGUGCAUUUCCCCCGCCUCCGGGGACCCCGGAGCCGCCAGCUCUCCAGGAAUUGGGAGUUUCUUGACGUUCCCUACCCGGGCUUCGCGAAGGGCGGGGAUAGUGUGGCAAGGGGCCGUCGCGCAAGUGCAGCUCGCGCCUCGGCCGCAAACGGCGGGCCUCACCUGGGGCCGGAGGAGAAACGCACCGACCGGCGGGCGGGGAAGUGCUGACGUCCCUGCCCGCUCCCACCCGCCCGCUACCCCGCCCCAGGCUCGCCGCCUCUGCCACCCCGCCUGCCCGCGGCGGGUGGGCGCUUCCCUGCACUCUCCGCGACACUUUGCAGACGCUCCCCGGCGCCGGGCAUGGGCGCCGCCGCUGUCGGUCCCCUGGCCGGAUUCCGCUCGCGGGUGGUGCCCCUGAGGCGCCAAGCUGCCUGGGUUCACUGGAGGCCACGCCAUGAAUGACCGAAACAGCCGGAGGAGGACACUGAAGAAAGACGAUGAGGCCUUCGAGAUCUCCAUCCCCUUCGAUGAGACGCCCCACCUAGACCCACAGAUCUUUUACAGUCUGAGCCCCUCUCGGGGAAACUUCGAGGAGUCUCCGGAUGCCACAUCCCCAACCGUGGCCCUGAUGAAUGGUGUCAGGGCCCAGCUGCACAUGGCCCUGGAGAGAAACUCGUGGUUGCAGAAGCGCAUCGAGGACCUGGAGGAGGAGAGGGACUUCCUGCGGUGUCAGCUGGACAAGUUUAUCUCCUCAGCCCGCGUGGAUGCAGAGGACCACUGCCGGGUGAAGCCUGGGCCCAGGCGGGUUGAGGGGGACAGCCGGGGUGGGGCUGGGGGCGAGGCCUCAGAUCCGGAAUCAGCGGCCUCCUCACUCAGCGGAGCAUCUGAAGAAGGCAGUACUGUGGAGAGGAAGAGACAGAAGCAGAAGGGAGGUGCUGGCCGGAGGCGCUUUGGGAAGCCCAAGGCACGGGAGAGGCAGCGGGUGAAGGAUGCAGACGGAGUCCUCUGCCGCUACAAGAAGAUCCUGGGCACCUUCCAGAAGCUGAAGAGCAUGUCUCGGGCCUUUGAGCACCACCGAGUAGAUCGCAACACGGUGGCGCUGACCACGCCCAUCGCGGAGCUGCUCAUUGUGGCCCCAGAGAAGCUGGCGGAGGUGGGCGAGUUCGACCCCUCUAAGGAGCGUCUGCUAGAGUACUCGCGCCGCUGCUUCCUGGCCCUGGACGACGAGACCCUCAAGAAGGUGCAGGCGCUCAAGAAGAGCAAGCUGCUGCUCCCCAUCACCUACCGAUUCAAGCGGUGAUCCUGCCCCACCUGGCCUGGGACGCGCCCUUGGCCCCCACUUCCCUCCCUCCUGUGUCCCUCCUGGCACCGGGCGAGCGUGUGCAUGAGUGGCGUGCUCCUCCAGAGGCCCUGGGGUGUUUCUGCACGUGCCUCUCCUGCUCCUGCAGAUCCCCACUCCCACCCCAGGUCCCUCGUAUAUAGAUCCGGUCCCCUCCUUGCCUCUCACGUUCCUAGCAGCCUCCCCUUUCUCUUUAACCCCUGGGGAGGGGCGUCCACUUAGCCUGGCUCCCAAGCCCCCAGGAUUAGGUUUCUGCCCUUUCCCAAACACUGGCACCCCUCCCACGCGAGCUGCACCGUCCUGCCGUCAACGGGCGCUUCCUCUGGGGGACACUGGGAGACUCUCUGCGGGGCCAGGCACUGUACAUACCCCGUCUCUACCCCCAGCCCUGAGGGGAGGCUGGCCCACUCUGCCAGGAGCUCUCCACCCGCAUUCCGGGCAAGAAAGAAUUAUUCAGAGAAUUUAAAUUAAAGAGAGACGAUAAAAUUUGGAAUAAACUAGGCCCGGCUCCUUUUUGGAGGGGUGUCCGUUGCCGCGGAGACAGUGACGGGGGUCCCGGCGAGUUCCACGGAGCGGGCGGUCAGGCAGGGAGCAGGAGCUCGGGGAGACAGGGUGUAAUUAGCACCCCCGGCGGCAGGGGCGGGAGGAGGGAAAGCAGCUGUGCCGCAGGCAACUCGGAGAGGUA